Messenger RNA from Magallana angulata, 1440 nucleotides. Its product is annotated as homeobox protein slou-like. Gene Ontology annotation, cellular component: nucleus. The record is from RefSeq and is a predicted model, not a curated record. Gene Ontology annotation, molecular function: DNA-binding transcription factor activity, RNA polymerase II-specific; RNA polymerase II cis-regulatory region sequence-specific DNA binding. NCBI's taxonomy places the organism in Eukaryota, Metazoa, Mollusca, Bivalvia, Ostreida, Ostreidae. Gene Ontology annotation, biological process: cell differentiation; regulation of transcription by RNA polymerase II. Bases 106 to 999 code for a protein of 297 amino acids. The transcript is spliced from 2 exons.
UACAACUUCUACAAUUACGAGUGAAAGGACGGCCCCCUUUUCACAAAUGUUCAUCUAUAUCCCUCGGUUCUUUUGAGAAUUUUAACACUCUAUUUACACUGGUACAUGAUUAACUCAGGAUCUCAUUGCUAUAACCACAAGAUGUCUUCCCCGAAAAGCGAGGAUGCCAUGUCACCAACGGGGGAUUCUACUAAAACCGAAAAUAGUGAUUCCGUCAACGAAAGACUGCAAAGACAGCCGAAAGAAGAAAACAGUGAUGACAAUUUGGACAAUGUACGCACGACGUCAUUCUCUGUUGCCGAUAUACUGGACCCACGGAAAUUCACGGGAUGUUCGGCGGCGGAAAAAUCCCGGGUCUGGGUCCCCUGGAAGAACCGGAAGCGUCGAUUGACGGACAGCGGGGACAGCACCUCAGAUGACGACAGGGCCGACGGACCAGGAAUCACAGAUACCGCCACGGAUUUAUCUUGUAAAAGCAGAGUCGGAUCCGAGGCAGACGAUGAACUACGUCAUGAUGACGAACUUGAUGACGACGAUGACAUUUUAAGUGAUAGUGAGGACUGUCUAGACAAAAAGUGUAAAAACUUGGACUCUUCAAAAGCGGGCAAACCUCGCCGAGCACGAACAGCGUUUACAUACGAACAAUUAGUGGCUUUAGAAAACAAAUUCAAGACAACUAGGUAUCUAUCAGUGUGUGAAAGACUCAACCUAGCGCUUUCAUUGAACCUAACGGAAACCCAGGUGAAAAUCUGGUUCCAGAACCGCCGUACCAAGUGGAAGAAACAGAAUCCCGGAAUGGACGUUAACAGUCCAACAGUACCCGUAUCUUCAAGUGUGUCAACCUUCUCUUCCCCUUACUCCUCUCUAUACGGUCAGGGACUACACCCCUACCUCCCUAGUCAUAACUUAAUGGGAGCCCUGGGUCUCCUCCGCGCCCAUCCUGCGUACGCCGGACAGAAUCACCCGAUGUACUACCCCUAUCUUGGCCAGAGUACGUAGUUUACUACAAAGUACAUAAAAAGGUCAGAGCAAUAAGCAGUGAUUUGAUUUAAUUCAAUCAUUGCGUUGAGUUAAGAAAAACCCGAGUCACUCUUUUCAGUGACUCAAAUUGUUAUUGUGGUUUUUUAAAAUGCAAGAACAAGAGCAAAAGGACUAUAGAAAUAUUUUCAGCAUUACUGAUUGGGUUGUGACAGCCUGUGAAGUAUACUGAAACUCCCUUAGGCUCCAUUUGUGUUCCCGUGCAGUAAAACAGAAUACAAAUAUUUAAUAUUUAUUCACAGGGCUCGCAAUGAUGAUGUUUUAUCACGCAGGACAAUGUAUUAAUUUGUACUGAUUUCAAAGUAGAUAUUUAUGUUUCCAUGUACAUGUGCUAGAGAUUAUUCUAUUGUAAAUAAAGUGAAUGUUUUACAAGUGAAACAGCGAGCAUUUGUGUAUCUUUGC